Messenger RNA from Coturnix japonica (Japanese quail), 5785 nucleotides. RefSeq names its product mitochondrial poly(A) polymerase (gene MTPAP). Gene Ontology annotation, cellular component: mitochondrion. Gene Ontology annotation, molecular function: poly(A) RNA polymerase activity. Lineage: Eukaryota; Metazoa; Chordata; Aves; Galliformes; Phasianidae. The record is from RefSeq and is a predicted model, not a curated record. Gene Ontology annotation, biological process: RNA 3'-end processing.
CUGUGCUCAUGCGCGAUGCCGGCGCGGUACGGCCGGGUGAUGGCGCAGCGCGCGGGCGGGCGGGCUCUGUGCGCGCUGCGGGGCCGCCUGCUGCCCCCCGGCCCUGCGGCCGCCCGCCUCGGCUCCUCGGGGCCCGCACUGCAGCGGGCGGCCGGAGCCGAGGAGGCAGAUGCUGAAGUCAGUACCAGGAAGAAGACAUUCACUGAGGUUCAGACAGAACGAUUGGAGCAGGCGGAUCGGAGUGUUUUAAUUAGGUGCCCAUCAAAACUUAAUGAAAAAAAAUUACUGCAGUAUUUAUCCAGCCAUGGAAAAAUUGACAAUUAUUUCUUCUUUGAAAAUCGUGGUGUUAAUGCUUUAAUAGAAUUUUCUGAGAAGAGCAGUGUAACCUCACUACAGGCCGUUACUGGAAUUCCAAAGGCUGCUGAGCAUCAUGUCGUCCCAUAUAAAUCCAGACUUUUUACUUUCACACUGAAAAACCCCGGGAGUCAAGCUGCUGAAGAGAGGCCAGUAAACCUCUCUCCUCAGUCUCACAUUCCAGUGAAUGAGCUUAUUCCAAAGCUCUGUUCUGCAGACAGUAUAAGCAGUCAAAUGUACAUUCUGCUGAACGAGUAUCAACUUACAGAAGAAAACAUCAAGCUCCGAUACUUGGCCUGUUCUCUGGUUCGGGAUUUUGCACGCGCCUAUUUUCCAGACAGCACUGUAAAGCCAUUUGGCUCUUCAGUGAACACCUUUGGCAAACUGGGAUGUGAUGUGGACAUGUUUCUGGACUUCCGUGAUAUACAGAAGCGUGCUACACAAAUGAAAAAAGGUCCCUUCGAAAUAGAGUAUCAGAUGAAAAGAUUACCAUCAGAAAGAUUAGCAACUCAGAAGAUUCUGUCUAUAAUUGGUGAUUGUCUCGACAAUUUUGGUCCUGGGUAUUCAAGUGUACAGAAGAUCCUCAACGCUCGCUGCCCCCUGGUGAAGUUCUCCCAUCAACCAACAGGAUUCCAGUGCGAUCUGUCAGUGAGCAACAGCAUUGCUAUAAAAUGUUCAGAACUCCUGUAUAUCUACGGCUGUCUUGAUCCCCGUGUAAGAGCUCUGGUGUUCAGUUUACGAUGCUGGGCCCGUGUUCAUGGGCUUACAAACAGCGUGCCCGGUACCUGGAUUACAAACUUCUCUUUAACCAUGAUGAUCAUGUUUUUUCUGCAAAAGAGAUCGCCACCCAUCAUUCCAACACUAGACCAACUUAAAGAGCUGGCAGAUGAAAAAGACAAACACAUAAUUGGAGGCUAUGAUUGCUCAUUUGUUAGUGACUUAAGCAAGAUUAAGCCUACAAAAAAUACAGAAAGUCUUGACGAGUUGCUGUGUGACUUCUUUCAGUACUUUGGAAACUUUGACUUCAGAAAGAAUUCCUUAAAUCUUCGAAAGGGAAAGGAAGUAAAUAAACCUGAGUCGUCUCCUCUUUAUAUCUGGAAUCCCUUUGAACAAGACCUUAAUAUCAGCAAGAAUGUUAAUCAGCCACAGCUGGAGAAAUUUGUAGCUGUGGCCAGAGAAAGUGCCUGGAUUUUACAGAAGGAAGAUAAAACUCAGCAAAUGGUCAAUAAGGAGCCCUGGGGACUGGCAGCCGUACUGAUACCAUUUGGAAAAAGUAAUCGAAACACAAUGAAGAAUAGGACAAAGGGAAUAGGAAGUGAAACAAUCAAAAGCCUCUUGGACUCUUUAAAGUUAAGUGAUGCAAACAACCUCCAGAAAGCAGUGGGGAAGUGACUUUCAGCACAGAACACAGUAGCUGCUAUUCUGUUUUAGGAAUUGAAUGUGACACGGUCUGGAGAAUAUUGCUUUUAAUAUUUCUUUUGUGGUGAAUUGGAGAGUCGGGUGACCUCUGGUUGUCAUUGUGAUGCUUUUGUAGAGGUCUACAUUCUUUCUGUACAUUAUCUCCUCCUUUACUCUUCAUUUUUCCAUCUGUUUUGUGAGUGAAGAGCAUUAAAAUGCAAAUUUUAUGGAUAUAUUUUGGAAAUAGACUUUGAUUGGGCACUCUUCAAAAAAGAAAAAAAAAUCGGAUGAAAAGAGAACGGGGGAAAAAAGCCACUGGGAAUUGUUUUGGUUCAUUCUUUUUGGUUAAGUAAAAGCUCAAGAAACAACCACCUUUCAGUGAAAGCGCAUCUUAAAAGAGGACGAAUGUUUGCACCAUUGCUUCCACUGCAGUCACAUGCAGGAAUCCAGUAAAACUGAAGAGCAUGUAUCUAUUUUUGUAAUUGUUUUCAGUUUGUGGGGAUAGAGCUAAGACAAAAAUAAAGAGGAUGGAAUUAGAUAACAGGGUUUACGGUUUCAUAGGUUAUUGCUCUCCAAGGAUAGAGCGCCUGUUUUGUGUUGGAAGCGUGGGUGUGCUCUCGUGUUUACCACUUAUUCUCAAACUUCUUUAACCAAGUCUUUAUUUUUUGUUAUACGCAUAGGGGUUGCUUCCAGUCAUACUUCUCUGUUAAUGUUUCCCAUUUUGUCUUCAACUUAAGCCUGUAUUUCAGGUUCCAGUAGGGGAAGUUUUGGUGCCCUUCUGGCCUUAUCAAUAAUCCUGAAAGUUCCUGCCCACUGGACAGCACCAAAACCUUCCUCACCCUAUUUGUUUCUCUCUUUGUCCUUUGUGAGAUUCCACAGGGAAUCCAAUACCAAUGCUCGAGUUCACAGUCCUGUCUUACUUUUCAGAUAUUCAGGGGAUUGCUGACUGUCCAUGUUUCAGAUCAGGUAGGCCAGAAAGAGUCAACUUUUCUCAUUGUCUUGAAGAAAGCAUUGAGUUGUCUGUGCUUAUACCACAGGAGAGUGUUUUUGGAGGAGUAUUGAGAGGGCUGGAAGGAAUGAAGACGAAAAGAGAAGUGGAAAGAGGGCAGACAAAUGACAGAUUUUCAGGUAGAUUUGUGAUUAUUCUGCCUUCCCAGUUUGUGCCACUGAUGCAUUAAAACUAAAUGGCAAGCAUGAUAAGAACGAUUACACAGACUGUUCUGACUCUUAAAGAAGUGCUGUACAAGAAUUACUGCAAAUCAGAGAUUAUCAUACAGAUGCAAUAUUCAUGUUUAUGAUAACUGUUUCAUUUUCAGUAUUUUUAGAUUCUUUAAUGCUGUAAUACUAUGUGCUUUGUUAUGGGCUUUCUUUUUGUUUGCCAGAACUGCUGUUAUCAUUUGAAGCGUGUCUCUUUACCCUGAGGUAUGUUUAUUAGAGAUCAUAUGGGCAAUAGUGUGUAAUUCAAGAGUAUCUGUAAAAACACUGCUGGGUAGGGAGAAGUAUUGUUCAGCAGUUAACAGUCUAAACAGAAUUUGAGAAACAGAUCAAUGCUAUAUUAAUUUAUUUGAAUUUUAAAAUAAUAUUCGUAUGUGUCCAUUUCACACUUAUAAAUGUUUUAUCAAAGAAUGACUUACGGAUUUAUUAUCUCAGUCACGGGAAUUAAUUCUUGUGUCAACUUCCUUGAGCCUUGAAAUUCAGACUUAGCUUUCUGCUUAAAUCUCUGUGCUAGUGUAUGAACUUGUUUGGAGACUGGAUGAAGUUUACUGUAACUUAUUAUUGGUGCUAAUACAAACCUUUUCAUAGCAAGCUUGGCAUGGAUGCAGUAAACAGUCUGCUGCUCUCUUAAACUUUAUAGACCCUAGAUAUGUUUUCUUCUGUUUCCUAUGCAGUAGACUUGGAAGCCUUUUGAAGAUUAGGGUGAUGCUGAGUACUUGAGAACUGUCUCUUCUCCUGCUAAGUAGAAGGGGUAACAGGGAUCCCCACAUAGAGGUGAUGUGGUAGACAGUCUCUAGCAAGGAUUAAAGGGAAGGAUAGCAAACAGAUUUUGUUGUGUGUUUCUGCUGUCAGUCACCCAUCCAUGGUGACACAGUCAAGGUAUUCCACAAGCAAUUAAGAGAUGUCUGGAUCAGUAACUCUCAUCCUUUGGGGAGAUUUAAACUUCACAGAUAUAAACUGGGAAUAUUUUAGUAUUGCAACAAGCAAGUCUGCAAAAUUCCUCAAACACGCUGAAGGUAACUUCUUGUCACAAGUGCUUAGCCAGCAAGGAAAGGUGCCCACCUAGAUCUGCCUUCUGAGCUUAAGGCAAGUCUUGUGGGAGGUGCGAUGGUGGGUGGAUGUUUCGGCCACAGUGAUCAUUAAAUAGCUGGGUUCAAAAGGUCAGCAGCGUUACCACCCUGGAUCUUAACUUUAAGCUUCUCAGAGAGCUAGUGAGCAGCGUCCCCUGGCUUUAAAUCUGCUUUAGACAGUUCGGGAGCUCUGUGAGAGCUGCACUCUUCCUAAGAACCACCUUUUAAAAACACAGGAGCAAACAAUCCCGUUGUGUCAAGCAAGUAGAAGAGAAUAUCAACUUUGAUGAACAGGGAACUCCUUUUGGAAUGUGGGCAGCAAAAUAACCUCUGAUCUCUGGAAGUAAGGUCAGGCUUCACAGGGAGAUUAAAGAGCUUCAGCUGUAGGGAGAAAAUAGGAGAACAACUCGAGUUGACAGUGGCCAUUGUGGUGUCAGACAACCAGAAACGAUUUUUUAAUCAGCAGCAAGAGGAGAUCUAAGGAAAAUGCUGGGCUGAUACUUGAUGAAGAUAGUUACCUAACACAAUGGAAUGAGGAAAAAGCAGAGACCUCUGAUCCACUCUUUGCCCUGGCUUUUAAUAUUAAUGAUAGUUCUUGGGUUCUUGGUCCUGUCAGUUGGAGGGACGUGACUCAUGACGAAGGGAGCAUGAUUUGUGCUCACCAAAAGUGUAAGAGAACAGUUGCAUCAGCACAGUUUGCAGGACCAGAGUGAAGGACCCCUCAGGCAUUUACUGAAAGUCUUACAUGUUUGGGGAGUAGGUGUGUAUCAACAGCAAACUUACUGAGAGUGCUAAAUGGGAAGGCGCUGCUGGCUCUCUGAAGGUUUGAGAAGCCUGAAGCAGACCCGCUGGAACCGAGCACUGGGCAACCAACCAUCAGCAGCACGAUGUUCUAUGAAGGAAAAUGCUGAAUUCUGCAGCUGGUACAGAGCAAUGCUGGACUCGUGGAGAUGGGUGGCUGGGGAGGUGAGGAUGAGGGCAGGCUCAGCGUGAGCCAGCAGCGCCCCCUGGUAGUUAAUGAAGUAAAUGUUUUGUUGGGAUUCAUUGCACACAGUGUAGCCAGCCAGACAAGAGGGAGAAAACUCUCACUAUAUUUAGGGUUGGUGAAGCCUCACCUGAAAUACUGCGUGCAGUUCUGGGCUCUGUUGAAGAGACAUGUGGGUAAUACCCUUAACGUGCUUUAACAUUUGGUUAGCCCUAAUGUGGUCAGAUGGCUGAACGCUGUGGUCUUUGUAGGCCUCUUCCAACUGAAUUCCACUGCAGUGCAAUACUAAGAGAAUGGCAUAACAGAGACAGAAGCAUACAGCCCAUCUGUGAUAGCGCAUACCUACUUGCAUUAUAUGCACACUGGUUAGUGUCACCAUAGAAAGGCUAUAACAAUUUUGACACUUAAACAUAAGAUGCUUGUAGCCAAAUACCAAUAAACUUUGUAUUCUGUUUAUACAGUCGAAUGAGUCUGAAACAAGACUUUGGGUCAAAAUGGUUUGUUUGUAAAUGUACAUAGGCAUUCAAGCUGCUUAUAAUUCCUUAAAAGGCAGGGUGAAACGUGGCUGCUAUAUAUGCAGAGCCCUUCAGCAUCACGUUUCUGUUUAGACUGUCUGUCCCUUCUGGGAAUAGUUCUGAACAAUUGUCCUGGCUACAGGCCGACUUCUGAAUAGAAAAGCUACAAGUCAGAAGCUUUGCUGCAGCAAUGUAAGUUUGUUUUGGGUACCUGCAGGUUCAGGGUGCUGGAGGCUGGACAAAGCCUG